This is a messenger RNA of Siniperca chuatsi (mandarin fish), 2907 nucleotides long. It is a transcript of the gene gask1b, whose product is annotated as golgi associated kinase 1B. Gene Ontology annotation, cellular component: Golgi apparatus. The coding region runs from base 214 to 1743 and encodes 509 amino acids. The record is from RefSeq and is a predicted model, not a curated record. The transcript is spliced from 4 exons. NCBI's taxonomy places the organism in Eukaryota, Metazoa, Chordata, Actinopteri, Centrarchiformes, Sinipercidae.
UAGCUACAUCCGAAAGAACAAAGAAAAAACAAGUCGCCUCAUGUUAAGUUGGAGGGUGGUUUCCCAGUCCGUCCAUCCCCUACGUAGUUGUCUCCGUGCACUAUGUGGCCACAUUUCCACCCUUCCAACAUGAGUUUCGGAAGUUGUGCGCUCCUCCCUGGUUUGAGUCUGCGGCAAAAGAGACAUUCAACCAUGAUCAUACCAUAAGUUCUAAUGGGGAAGUCUCGCUUUCACUGGCUGUGCUUCCCUUUUCUAAGACUGACCAGCAGCUUUCGGAGGCGCUCUCUUUCAAAAAGGCGUUUGAUAAUUGCGAGCGUAUGUGUUGUUUAUUUGUUUUUUGUGGUUUCACAAGUUGGAUACUCGCAGCAGCAUCGGGACAGAAGGACCGAUAAAGACAAGUAUCGACACAACCGUGGAUUGUAUAAUUUGGAUAUUAUUGAUGCGCUGCCAGACUAUGGGGGUUUGCAGACCGGUGCGAGUUUUGUUGUCCCGACACGGUCCAACGUGGUGUACAUAACGCUAAAGACUAAGCGCCUGAAACCAGCAAAUAUUCGGGGUACAAUCAGACCAAAACUGAGGCGAAAAGCGACAAGGAAUACGUCGGCUAAUUCAGCUUUUACGCAGAGCAAACUUGGCCCUUUUGGCCAAAUUAAGCGCAACUUUGCACCAAAGUCUUCCUGGGGAGAAACCAGGGAUCUUGAUUAUAAAUCUUUGGGUUUAAUCCAUAAAUCUGAUAAAGAUGCACAGACAGACUCUCCCAUUAGUUCUAUCCGAAUUUACAGCCAGAGGGCACCGCCAUGGUUCAGCCCAAACGACGUCAAAGCCAUGCGCUUUCUUGCGGAUGCCAAAGUUUUGCGCAUCAAAGAAGUUUCUCAUGGAGACACUCCAUCACUUCUGAUAUUUGAGGGCGAUACACACGUUUCAUUGACCAACCAAAAACACACAAAACCAAACAUUGUAUGUGAAGGGCAGUGUGGAGUAAUCAACAGCCCCGUGGACACCACUGAAGUCUUCGCUUUCCAUCUGGACAGGGUGCUGGGGCUUAAUAGGACACUACCAGCUGUAAGCAGAAAGUUCAGUUUUUUACGCGAUGGCCAGCCCUGUCCAGUGGUAUCAUGGGAUGCAUCUCUCUACCCAGUAGGCCUUGCUUCAGGCUGGUCCACCGUGAGGUUAACAUGGGGGGAGUACCAGAGCUCCCUGAAACAGAGGUGUUGGCAUAAAAACAUCACCCCAAAGUCUGACUCUGGCUGCUCCACAAUUCAUCACUAUGAGUGGAGUAAAGUAGCUAUGUUUGACUUCUUGCUACAGAUUCACAACCGUCUGGAUCAGAGCUGCUGUGGAUUUAGGCCCAGGCAGGAGGAUCUGUGUGUGGAACUCGGCCACCAUGCUGAAUGUGGGGACCAGAACCACAUACAACUGACAAACAUCAUCCACAGGGGUCACGACCCCAGACACCUGGUCUUCACCAACAACAAGGGGUUCUUUGACCGCAAUGAGGACAACCUGGACUUCCGGCUCCUGGAAGGAAUCAAAGAGCUUCCAGAGCAGGCAGUGUCAGUGCUGAAGAGCAGGAGGCUGAGGGAAAAGCUCCUCCAGUCUCUGUUCCUUGACCAGAUAUACUGGGAGAGCCAGGGCGGCCGGCAGGGCAUUGACAAGCUGAUCGAUGUAAUUGAGAGGCGAGCCAAGGUCCUCCUCACCUACAUCAAUGCUCAUGGGAUCAAAGUCAUCGCAAUGAAUGUGUGACGAGAGUCAUACCAGUCAAGUGGCCAAAUUACUGAGACAGAUAAAGUAAAUUAAUGGCUUGAUCCCUGUGACUUCACUAUAUCCUUUCAGAAUGUCCUUUUACAAGACACUGGAGUUUCAUUCACUUACAUUUUCUUGGGUCUUAAUAAAAACAUCAGCUAGUGUCUAAAGUUGUUACAUGUAAUGUGAUUUGUGGCAAUUCUUUAAAAUCAACUUAUAUCACAAGAGUGUGAGAGUAUAUGCUGUCAAGUAAAACUGGCCCUAAUCCCUCAGGACCAUAUAAUUACACAGUGAAAUAUUGAAAACAAGAUUAAUGAGUAAUUAUAUUUUUUCUUUAUAUAGUUGUAAAAAUAACACUUAUAACAUCAUAUUGCUAAUGAAGGACUUAUUAUGAAUUGCUCACUAUCCUUUCAAAAUAGCAAGCCAUCGAACACUUAUAAACCUAAACAUAAGAUACUGACAGAGGCCUUAAUUUAACUAAUUUUGACAUUUAAAAUGAGCCUAACUUUUACAUGAGGAAACUAGUUUUACUUCCGUCUUUUAUGAGUAUUAAUUUCAUUCUUCCCCAGAGGCCAAUAUACUGCCAUCAUUGUGUACACAAUAUAGCCUACUCCAGUUGUAACUUUUGCUCCCCCUGAGGCCUUCCAGCAAGUGUAAUUUGUAAUUUAUUCUCUGCUCCUCAAGUGUGUGGCAGGAACUGAGAUGUUGAUAAAGCCUCAACCCAGAUCCACUUAGCUUGAUUGGGGUCACACAUUAUACACUGAAAAAAUGAAUUCAAUUUUAAUGAGUUAUUUAAUCUUGUGUAGUAGUCUUAAAUUGUUGUUUUUACAAAAUUCCCAAGAAGUCAAAGAAUUUUCAGUUUUUAAGAUCCAAUACAACAUCAGUUAUCAUGAACACUGUAUAUUAUGUUUGGAAAGAAGUAGGCAUAGUGACUCUACAUUAUAAACAAAAGAACUUUAAGAUAAGAAGUCAGAUGGUGUUAUUCUCCUUUAUAUGCACUCUCAUUUUCAAUAUAACUACAAAAACACCUUUAGCUCUAACCAAUUUCACUGUAUUUAUUUAUUUUUGUACUUUCUUUUCUAAUUGUUGAAUUUAUUCUGUACAAGCAUUUAUUUGUCAAAUAUUAGAGCUUUGAUCAAUAAAAUCAUUUUUAACGGAAUUAAG